UUGCCCACGUGUAGUCACUAUUUCCUGUAAGGGGUUGGACUAUUCUAUACACACCGAAAGAUCUGUUUUGAUUAGUUAUUUAAGCUAUGGAGGAAUUACCUGCGGACGUCAAAGCCUUUCUUCUUAACCACCCUUUCCUCCAGUUUACAGAUGGCAAAAAGAUCAAAUGCACUCUGAAUGGCCAUGAGUUUCCAUGCAACCUGACGGAGCUCCAGGCGUUUACUAAAGGGAAGAAAUAUAAGAAACUGAGUACGACUGCCGAGUUCAACUACAGACAGUAUGAACCACAUGUUGUGCCAAGCUCAAAACAACCCAAACAGCUCUUCUGUAGGCUGACCCUCAGACACCUUAACCGGCAGCCUCAUCAUGUCCUAAGACAUGUCAACGGGAAACGCUUCAAGAAAGCCCUCGAAAAAUAUGAGGAGUGUGUGGAGCUAGGGAUUGAUUAUGUUCCAGCAAGACAACAACGGAAAAAGCCCAGAGACCCUGAAGAGGAGGCCAGUCGGGGGAAGACCUCAACACAUGCGGGAACUUCAUCGAGUGAAGAGGAUCACAGUGACUCAGAAGACAGCAUGAGUGACCUCUACCCCCCUACGAUGUUCAGUUUAAAAGACGAGCCAGAAGAAGUUGUAGAGGGUGAAGCACCUAAGGAGGAAGAUGACUUCCAGACAGAUGAAGAUGAAGAGAUGGAGGUGGAGGUGGACACGCAGGUGCAACAGCAGAAACGCAAAAAGGAACAGGGCGGGGGUGGUCUUCAGAAGAAAUUCAGAAAUAACCGCUGGAAAUCGGGGCGUAAGAAACCAGUUAAAGUGCCCAAUGGACAGUAAACAGAGAAACCAUAUACAUAUAGUAUUUUUAUAACUGGUAAUCUGUCAGGGAUUUACACAGCACGACCAGUUUGGAGGAGUAUUCCUUUCAGAGCCAGCCUGACCUUGUCCUAGGUGAACAUCCUUUCGAUCUUUCAUAUUUUCUGCAUGUGAAAAUGUGUCUGUUGUCAGAGGUGUGAUGUUGCACAGUUCUAAAGAGGCUGCUUUAUGUAAGGAGGAAGAUGUGAUAGUGGCAGUAAACACAUCAUUUUGACUGGAUAAGUUGUAUUGUCUGGUUUGCAACCAAGUGUUUUUCUAGUAUAAAAUACAACGAUUUGGAUUUACAAA
Notothenia coriiceps (black rockcod) is the source of this 1154-nucleotide messenger RNA. RefSeq names its product surfeit 2 (gene surf2). Bases 87 to 827 code for a protein of 246 amino acids. The transcript is spliced from 6 exons. The record is from RefSeq and is a predicted model, not a curated record. Lineage: Eukaryota; Metazoa; Chordata; Actinopteri; Perciformes; Nototheniidae.